Elaeis guineensis (African oil palm) is the source of this 1029-nucleotide messenger RNA. RefSeq lists its product as uncharacterized. NCBI's taxonomy places the organism in Eukaryota, Viridiplantae, Streptophyta, Magnoliopsida, Arecales, Arecaceae. The record is from RefSeq and is a predicted model, not a curated record.
CUCUGGUAUCAACAACUAUUUUAACCCAAACUCUCUCUCUCUCUCUGGUGUUUUUAUUGAGGUCUAUGAGGAGAUAGAUGGGGCUCAAGUCGCUCAGCCUCCAGAUGAUCCCGUGGUGUUUCCACGUGGUGGGGGCCACGUGCCGGCCGGCGCUCGACGGCGAAGACGACGACGACGGCUACCUCCCUGACAAUCCCAAGCACUCCUCCUCGCCGGCGGGCCCCGUCCGGGUCAUCGGCUCUGAUGGCCGGGUCCGCAUCUACGACCGGCCGGUGGGCGCCGCCGAGGUGAUGAAGGACAACCCCCGUCACCUCGUCUGCCGCUCCGACUCCUUCUUCAUCGGUCAGCGCGUCCCCCCUCUCGCCGCCGGCGACCAGCUCCAGCCCGGCCACAGCUAUUUCCUCCUCCCCUCCCACUUCUUCCACUCCGUUCUCUCUUUCGUCACCCUCGCUGCCUCCUUUGCCGACAGUACCAAGAAGCCGCCGCUCCUUCGGCCGUUCGACAUCCACAAGACGCCGGCCGGUGCUCUUCAGAUAAGAGUUUCGGAUGAGUUCUUGGAUCGGCUGAGGAUGGAGGAGGAGGAGAUGGAGGAGAUGGAGAGGAGGGGGAGGAGGGUCUGCACCACGGAGGCGCUGGAGAAGGAUUACAGGCAGCUGGUGAGGAGUAGGUCAUGGAAGCCGAAGCUGGAAACGAUAAGGGAGUCGGAGAGGAAGAGGAGGAGCAGGGGUUUAACUUUUGGUGGGAUCCGGAGGAGGAAGAAGAGAAACCACAAAGCCUCCCACAGCGAAGAGGAGAAAAAUCAGCUAGCUGGCUUGUAAAAAUAUAAACAGAAAAUGUGGUGCCUUGCCUUUGAAUUAAUUUUAGCUGCUAGGCUUUCUUCCUUUUCUCUUUCCCCCAUGUUUAACAUAAAUCCGACAGAUUUCAGUUUGAUUAGAUUGUAAGUUCCGGAUGUAGCUAACUGAUGAUAACUCACAGUGAUAUAUAUGUGAAAAGAUGGCUCAUUGAGCCUUUCUCCCUUUAUUGUUCCAA